Molecule: messenger RNA, 1203 nt
Organism: Drosophila innubila
Lineage: Eukaryota; Metazoa; Arthropoda; Insecta; Diptera; Drosophilidae
Gene: dpr12
Product: hemicentin-2
Exons: 9
Coding region: 1-1158 (385 amino acids)
Biological process (GO): synapse organization
Cellular component (GO): neuron projection membrane
Source: RefSeq, a predicted model, not a curated record
AUGUUAGGCAACACUAAAAGCAGCAACAUCAGUCGAAGGCAACGCAUCGAUGUGCCGUUGUCUGCUCUAGUUGUUGUUGUUGUUGCAGUUGAAAACGCCACAAGAAGAAGCAGACGUAGAAUAGCGGAAGUUGUUGUUGUUGCUCAACACGCAAACGUAAACAGAGGGUUGCCACAAAUGUUGCUGCCACGGCUGCUGCGACAGCGGCUGCUGCGUGUGCCGCUGCAUUUAAUGGAACUGCGCAUCUUGCUGCUCUGCCUGCCAACGCUGCUCUUGGCCACCACCUUAGAGCCAGAUCAAAAGUCAAUACUCACAGAUAACGACUGGAAGAAGCUAUGGAUGCGCGGCGGUAUAAAUGCCGACUCAAAAUUGGAUAAUAAUCUCGACUCGAGCGACAGUCCCAUGUUCGAGGACAGUGAGCUGAUGGCGCACAAUACGACCGUCCAGCUGGGUGGCACCGCCUUUCUGGUCUGCAAGGUCUCCGGCGUGGAUAGAGUGGGUGUAAAUUGGAAUCAAAUUUCUUGGAUACGCCGACGGGACUGGCAUAUAUUAUCCUCAGGCGCCCAGCUCUAUACAAACGAUGAGCGUUUCGCGAUACUGCACACGCCCGGCUCCAACAUGUGGACGCUACAGAUAAAGUUUGUGCAACGCCGGGAUCACGGCAUGUACGAGUGUCAGGUCUCGACACCGACUGGAAUUAUUUCUCACUUUGUGAAUCUUCAAGUGGUUGUGCCCGAGGCGUUCAUACUUGGCUCCGGUGAACUGCAUGUUGACAUGGGCUCAACAAUCAAUUUGGUUUGCAUUAUUGAGAAGAGUCCAACACCACCGCAGUACGUGUACUGGCAGAAAAACGAUCGUCUCAUCAACUACUAUGACUCCAGGCGGGACAUUUCCAUUGAGACCACACCGGGGCCACGAACGCAGAGCCGUCUUAUCAUACGCGAGCCCCAAAUCACCGACUCCGGCAACUACACCUGCUCCGCCAGCAACACCGAGCCAGCCAGCAUUUAUGUCUUUGUAUCAAAAGGCGACAAUAUGGCGGCAAUCUCACGUCGCAAAACCUCCUCGGCCGAUCGCAUUACGCACAUAUUUAGGUCGAUGCUGGCGCCCUGUCUCCUGCUGAACACGGUCGUGGUGAGACGCAUUUUCUUGACCUAAGAACCUAAAAUACGAUACAACAUCAUGGCGCAAGCGAAACAAAAA